Messenger RNA from Aphanomyces invadans, 1191 nucleotides. RefSeq lists its product as hypothetical. The transcript is spliced from 3 exons. The record is from RefSeq and is a predicted model, not a curated record. NCBI's taxonomy places the organism in Eukaryota, Oomycota, Saprolegniomycetes, Saprolegniales, Verrucalvaceae. The coding region runs from base 360 to 704 and encodes 114 amino acids.
CUCCCGCCGCUGCUUUCGCCGUUGUAUGCAUGGACUUCAACACUAGCAUCGACUACGAGAACGAGAUCACGAAGUUAGACCCACACCUGUUCAGCCCAAGACGCCUCUCGAGCCGUAUUCAGCCUGUGUACAACGGUCGGAUCGUGGUCGUCCGCCUCAUUGCGCACCAAUGCGUCUAUUUUGCCCUUGUGGUUCAUCGCCUUCGAUUGCUUGCCACAAGCCGAGUGGAAACGUCGACAAAAGUUGGCAUCAUCGGAGGUGGACGCGUUGGCAUUGAAGUCGCACUGACGCUACUCGCGGCAAGCUAGCCUGCUAGCGACCUCGCUAUCUCGUCUCGACAGCCCGAUGAGCCUCGAUGGAUGUCUCGAUUGGAUAGUCAAGUCGCUCGGUACAACGACAAUGCCAAACUUGCUGAAGAAAGCGACGUUGUCAUUUUGGCAAUGCCGCCGUCCCAGCUCGCAUCAGUUUGCAUCCAAAUCAAGCAUGCACUACACCUCGGCACCAAGGCGUUGGUAAGCAUCUUGGCUGGGGUGGGCAGUGAACGGGUGAGAAAAGUGUGCGGGUCGCCCAUCACGCUGCUAACUCGAGUGACACUCCCUCAAGCGUUUCGUAUGGAAGAGUUGAGUCCGUCGGACGCCGCAGCUGCGCAGUUUGCAUGUACGUCGUUGAUUGCUGGCACCACAACAAACUCGCUCGAUCUGUAGUGGACAAUUCAGCGGGCCUGCAUGGGCUCUGCUUGGAGUUCGAGAAGCUGGCCAUGUCGAUAGGCAUAAAUAAGCACGCCGCCCGGGAAACCGUUGUGGACCUUGUGUUGGGUCGGCACGGGCCCGAAUCCCACGACACAAAACCCCUGGCACAUUGGCAUGGUAGCUGGGAUACUAUCCUGACGUCGGCCCAAGCCAUUUUCAGCCAAGCGAUCAAUCAAGUCGACGUCCCCAUCGUCGAGCCCAGUCCCUCAGCUGGGCACCGACGUCGAUACCCCAGCUGUUGAUAUCAACGCCACGAACAGGCUCCACAUAGAAAUAUAUUUGGGACGAGAAACCUGGCCUUCGUUUGGGGGAGAGUCAAGUCCGGCCGAAUGUGCACUGCACAUAUCCCCACCAACUCGUUUCCUCAACCAUCGGAUGCCAAUCAAUUAUACCGACAAAGGUAAGUGCGACCCUCUCUACCGCUUCUGACACCGCAGACGGG